GGCACCAAAGCCAUUCGCUUUAGAUUUUUGAUCGACCGACGUGAUUUCUCUUGAGGUAUUCUCAGCAAACUUUGCUAUUCGAGUUUUGAGUCUGUUCGGCGGCAGGGGCGAUCUGCACAUUAUUUGAGUCGUCUUUGCAUUUUUCUUUCAGAUUGAGUUUAUUUUCUCGUGCCUUUUUUUCGGCAUCAUGAGCGACAGUCUCGAGGAACGGCUGAAGAGCCAUGCAAAGGCCUUUGACGGUCUACUUUCUUUGAUUCCCGCAAAAUAUUACUAUGGGGACGACAACAGUGAUCAAUGGCGGAAGAAGAAACAAACCAAGGACGAGGCCCAGAAAGCCAAGCGAGCAAAACUCGAUCCUGACUCCGCCAAAAGCGCCAAGGACAUUAUGGAUGAAAACGCACGAAAGCGAAAGCGGGAAGAGGAAGGCGGGGAUGUCUUGGAUGGUUUCGACGAUGUUGAAGGAAUUGAGCGCGAACAGCCCAAAGAGGGCUUGAAGAAGGGGAACAAGGGGGCAAAGAAACAGAAAAAAGAUGCCAACUCCGAGUCUCACGAAGAUGCAACACAGACAGAGGAACAACAGACAUCGGACCCCACAGAGGAGAAAACUAACAAAGCUCUGAAGCGGAAGGAGAAGAAGGAGCGAAAGAAGUCGCGCGCUCAAGCCCAAACAGAGAAACAGGAGGCCAAAAAGGCCCGGAAAGAGGAAGAAAAAUCUGUGCCGGAAAAUGGAGAUGACAAAGAUGAAGUUGUCAACCACGAAGAUGCAGAGGAACCUCAUGAUGACGAUUCUGUUGCCGAUAUGGAGAGGAUUGAUAUAGAUGGACUAGCCGGCGAAGGGCAGACUCAGUCCACUGCUUCGUCUUCGCCAGCACCCGGUUCUCACGAAUUUGACCAGUCGGUGCCGGGAUCAACCGCAUCCUCGACCUCGUCUGUUGUUCCGUCUACCGACAAGGAUGAGCAGAGCAAGAGUGCGGCUGGAGAAAAGCAGGCAAAGCCAAAGGUCGCUCCCGAAGAGCUUAAAUCACGACUACAGGCCCGGAUUGACGCAUUGCGCGCUGCUCGAAAGGCGGAUGGAAUCAAUGGCGCUCCAGCAAAAAAUCGUCAGGAAUUGAUGGAGGCAAGGCGGCGCAAGGAGGAGCAACGAAGGACUCAUAAAAAAGAACUUCGCCAAAAGGCCAAAGAGGCAGAGCAAUUGGCUAGAGAGGAAACACUCUCGCGCCUAAACUCGCCGACUACCGCGUCCAAUGCAGGCAGUUUUGGAGCUGCAGACGAUUCACAGGAUCAGAAUUUCUCAUUUGGACGUAUCGCGUUUGGCGAGGGACAACAGUUGGACCCAAGUGGAUCUGGUAUCGUGGACAUUCGCAAGCGCAGGGGCCCGCAAGACCCGUACACUGCUCUGAAGGCAGCCCAGAGCAAGCAGGCUCGGGUGAACGGCUACGACGAAGAUAAGCGUGCGGACAUUGAAGAAAAGGACCUUUGGCUCAAUGCGAAGAAGCGUGCUCAUGGCGAGAAAAUUCGAGACGACACUGCCUUACUUAAAAAGACUCUAAAGCGCAAGGAACAAGCCAAGAAGAAGAGUGAAAAGGCCUGGAAUGAGCGCUUAGAAGGAGUCGAGAAGGGCAAGGAAAUGCGGCAACGAAAGAGAGAAGAGAAUUUACGCAAGAGGAAGGAAGAAAAGGGUAGCAAGGGAAAGGGAAAGAAGGCCGGCAAACCAGGGAAAAAGGUGAAGCGGCCUGGCUUUGAGGGAAGCUUCAAGGCUAAGUCAAGAGCUUGAACUAUCCAUUUCACCGAUGGCAUAACUUUUGUUAGGCAUGGCGCUAAAAGUUUGGGGCAUGGUUGCUUAAUGCAUUGAGACUUGCUUUGGGAUUUCUUUCGCUGAAUAACUUGCUUAAUGCUAAAAGGAGUUUGCAGGGGCGAUAUAUGAACAUUGAAAAUUGCCCUGUUUCCUGUUUCGAAGGCCUCCAGUUUAUCUAUAUGGAGCAUCCGCUCUCGCUACAGCAGCUAAUUCGGGUUCCCAUUUAUCUCCAUUUGCCAGCAAUUUCUCCUUGUUGUAGAGAAGCUCUUCACGAGUCUCAGUCGCGUAUUCGGCGUUUGGU
Xylona heveae TC161 is the source of this 2096-nucleotide messenger RNA. RefSeq names its product SURF6-domain-containing protein. Lineage: Eukaryota; Fungi; Ascomycota; Xylonomycetes; Xylonales; Xylonaceae. Gene Ontology annotation, biological process: ribosomal large subunit biogenesis; ribosomal small subunit biogenesis. Bases 188 to 1774 code for a protein of 528 amino acids. Gene Ontology annotation, cellular component: nucleolus. The transcript has 3 exons. The record is from RefSeq and is a predicted model, not a curated record. Gene Ontology annotation, molecular function: RNA binding; DNA binding.